AUGAAUGCUGCGGGGGUGGCGGCGGCAGAUGGGUACCCACUGCAAGUACCCUAUUACCAACUCCAGCAGCAACAGCAACAAUUGGAACAACAAUCGAUGGGGAGUGUAAAGGUGGCGGCGACAUUUGGUUACCCACUGCAGGUACCCUACUACCAGCUCCUUCAACAGAAGCAACAGGAACAACGGUCGGCAGAGAAUGCUGCUGCUGCGGUGGCAGCUAGGUACCCACUACAGGUACCCUACUACCAGCUCCUUCAGCAGCAGCAACAUGAACAACGGUUGGCAGAGAAUGAUGCUGCUGCUACUGCUACUGCUACUGUGGCAGCUAGGUACCCACUGCAGCAACAACAGGAACAACAACUGGGGGAGAAUGCAGUGGCGGCGGUGACAACUAGGUACCCAGUACAGCUCAAGGAAAUUAAGGAGACCAACAAUUUUAAGAACAACAAACUUUCGCUUGCUCGUGUCAAGUGGUUGAUGAAAGAUAACGAGGAUGUUUGCAAGGUCACUGGGGAAGCACCAAUGUUGAUGGCGAAAGCAUGUGAAAUGUUCAUACAGGAACUUACUCUCCGCUCGUGGUUUAACACGGAGGAGAAUAAAUGA
Molecule: messenger RNA, 603 nt
Organism: Capsicum annuum
Lineage: Eukaryota; Viridiplantae; Streptophyta; Magnoliopsida; Solanales; Solanaceae
Product: nuclear transcription factor Y subunit C-9-like
Exons: 4
Coding region: 1-603 (200 amino acids)
Biological process (GO): regulation of DNA-templated transcription
Cellular component (GO): nucleus
Molecular function (GO): protein heterodimerization activity; DNA-binding transcription activator activity, RNA polymerase II-specific
Source: RefSeq, a predicted model, not a curated record